AUGUUGCAAAAUGACACAUGCCACCUAUUCUUGUCGGUACUUCAAAACACCGCGGGGGAAACGUAUGUAUGUUAUAUAUAUAUACACAAAACUGGGGAAAAUUCGCCGUUUACCCACCUCCCCGCUGUCACAGAUGCCCACGCUGGCCAGUAUCGCCAGGCUGAAGCUGACGAGGGUCUCCGCAAACCCGAGCACCAGACACACGCCGUGCAGAGCCUUGGAGGCGACGUAGUCUCUCACACUGGAAAACACGAGGACGCAAAUCAGAGCAGAUUCCGAGCAGAGGUCCCCGUCGGUGAUGAGGCCGGACAGAGACAGAAUCCACUGCGGGAAGGAAACCGUCAUCCCGGCAACACUCACGCCCAGCAGGACGUAGAACUGGGAAACAAAUGCACCUUUUUACAAGCUGAACAGGUUGAAGCAUUUUACAUGUCCAUGCUGGAUGACACUGAAGUCACUUAAGACCACCAACCCCAGCCUUAUGCAUUUCCAAAAUCCGGGAAACUCUCAGCAAACUCGCUUUUGGGCUGAACUGUCAGACCAGCUUACACAGAGAGAGUCGAUGACAGCGUUGUUAAAGCAAUAUCCGAUGUUUACAAACACAGUACCCCGGCCGGUCACCUCAGACCCCGGCCAGUCACCUCAGACGGCCUUCUCACCUAGCCCGGGGGAGGCCGAUCGUCUUACCAACAUAGCGAGAUGACACAUUGCGAUGGGACAAAAAUAACUCCGGUCAAAAGUGCAAAAGAA
This is a messenger RNA of Branchiostoma floridae (Florida lancelet), 750 nucleotides long. RefSeq lists its product as uncharacterized. NCBI's taxonomy places the organism in Eukaryota, Metazoa, Chordata, Leptocardii, Amphioxiformes, Branchiostomatidae. The transcript is spliced from 3 exons. The coding region runs from base 1 to 462 and encodes 153 amino acids. The record is from RefSeq and is a predicted model, not a curated record.